AUGGAAAUGUUGUCCCUAAAUAUAUCAUCCUACUCGAAACCAUCUGAGUAUCAAGUCUCAAAAUUGCCCACCCCAACUCUAGUCAACCCAAAGGAUGUGAUAGUCAAGGUAUACGCCGCUAGCAUCAAUCCUAUUGACGUCAAGAGAGCCGAUGGCGCAUUGAGACUUGCUGUGAAAGACCCCUUUCCCUACAAAAUUGGUUAUGAUUGUGCCGGCGUUGUUCAAGAAACUGGGCGAGCCGUGAAAAAGUUCAAGGUCGGAGACGCUGUGUAUAUUAGACUCCCUGAAGUUUCCCGGGGAUCAUGCAGCGAAAUUAUCAAAUGCUCUGAGGAACAUAUCGGUCUUAAGCCGCCGUCGCUGUCUUUUGAAGAAGCAGCCUCAAUUCCAUUAGCAGCGAUGACUUCCCUCCAAGCUCUUCGGCUAUACCGUGGCGACCUUGCCGGAAAAACUGUCUUUGUGCCUGCCGGAUUGAGCGGUACGGGCUUGUUUGCAUGUCAACUUGCCAAGCAUGUAUUCCAUGCGGGUAAGGUCAUCACUACAGUCUCGACUGCGAAAAUCCCGAAAUUAAAAGAACUCCUGGGUGAAAACACUAUCGAUCAGGUUAUCGACUAUACGAAUUCCGACCCCAGGGAUGUGAUUGAACAUGGGACAAUCGACUUUCUCUUUGACACCGUUGGCCUUUCUAUGGAGCUAUUGUGUCUGAUGCGGCCAGGAUCAAGCCGUAUUGUAUCAGUCUCUACUCUACCUUCUGGAAAUCAGCUACAGGCUUCACCUCUCAUGGACCUGCCUCACAAACCCACUAUUCCGUUCGCCUUUCGGAUGGGACUCAAUCUCGCUGAUCAGGUUCGAAAGGUCAGAGCACGCCGUUACAAGACGGAGUAUUCCUACAUGUUUCUUGUAUCGUCUGGUAAGGAUUUGGACGAACUCAGGCGAUAUGUCGAAGACGGGAGACUCAAAACAGUGGUGGGAUCAGUCGUUGACUUGCAAGAUAUUGAAGCCGUGAGAAAGGCUUGUGGGACUGUGUACAGCGGUCGGGGGGGAAUAGGGAAGCUGGUAAUUCGCGUUCGCGGGUCGGAGUAG
Molecule: messenger RNA, 1080 nt
Organism: Aspergillus costaricaensis CBS 115574
Lineage: Eukaryota; Fungi; Ascomycota; Eurotiomycetes; Eurotiales; Aspergillaceae
Product: NADP-dependent oxidoreductase
Exons: 5
Coding region: 1-1080 (359 amino acids)
Cellular component (GO): mitochondrion
Molecular function (GO): oxidoreductase activity
Source: RefSeq, a predicted model, not a curated record